Sorex araneus (European shrew) is the source of this 3894-nucleotide messenger RNA. It is a transcript of the gene KCNK3, whose product is annotated as potassium two pore domain channel subfamily K member 3. Gene Ontology annotation, cellular component: membrane. The transcript has 2 exons. Gene Ontology annotation, molecular function: potassium ion leak channel activity; open rectifier potassium channel activity. Gene Ontology annotation, biological process: stabilization of membrane potential; potassium ion transmembrane transport. Bases 153 to 1394 code for a protein of 413 amino acids. NCBI's taxonomy places the organism in Eukaryota, Metazoa, Chordata, Mammalia, Eulipotyphla, Soricidae. The record is from RefSeq and is a predicted model, not a curated record.
GGACAGCUCCGCGGCGGCGGCGUUGGCGCUGGCGGCGGGGCGCGGAGCGGGUGCCCGGCGCGCGGAGCAGCCAUGCCCCAGGCCGCCUGCGGGGCAGCAGCAGCGGCGGCGGCCGGGGGCGCCGGGGGCCCGGCGGCGGCCCCGGCGGGACGAUGAAGCGGCAGAACGUGCGCACGCUGGCGCUCAUCGUGUGCACCUUCACCUACCUGCUGGUGGGCGCCGCCGUGUUCGACGCGCUCGAGUCGGAGCCCGAGAUGAUCGAGCGGCAGGUGCUGGAGCAGCGGCAGCAGAAGCUGCGGGCGCUCUACAACCUCAGCCAGGUCGGCUACGAGGAGCUGGAGCGCGUCGUGCUGCGCCUCAAGCCGCACAAGGCCGGCGUGCAGUGGCGCUUCGCCGGCUCUUUCUACUUCGCCAUCACCGUCAUCACCACCAUCGGCUACGGCCACGCUGCGCCCAGCACGGAUGGCGGCAAGGUGUUCUGCAUGUUCUACGCGCUGCUGGGCAUCCCGCUCACGCUCGUCAUGUUCCAGAGCCUGGGCGAGCGCAUCAACACCUUCGUGAAGUACCUGCUGCACCGCGCCAAGCGCGGGCUGGGCAUGCGGCGCGCCGACGUGUCCAUGGCCAACAUGGUGCUCAUCGGCUUCUUCUCGUGCGUGAGCACGCUGUGCAUCGGCGCCGCCGCCUUCUCCUACUACGAGCACUGGACCUUCUUCCAGGCCUACUACUACUGCUUCAUCACGCUCACCACCAUCGGCUUCGGCGACUACGUGGCGCUGCAGAAGGACCAGGCGCUGCAGACGCAGCCGCAGUACGUGGCCUUCAGUUUCGUCUACAUCCUCACGGGCCUCACGGUCAUCGGCGCCUUCCUCAACCUCGUGGUGCUGCGCUUCAUGACCAUGAACGCCGAGGACGAGAAGCGCGACGCCGAGCACCGCGCGCUGCUCACGCGCAACGGGCAGGCGGGCGGCGCGGGCGGCGCGGGCGGCGGCGGCGGCUGCGGCGGGGCCGGGCUGGGCGCGGGCGCGCUGGGCAGCGCGGGCAGCGCGCACACCACCGACACCGCCUCGUCCACGGCGGCCGCGGCGGCGGGCGGCGGCUUCCGCAACGUCUACGCCGAGGUGCUGCACUUCCAGUCCAUGUGCUCGUGCCUGUGGUACAAGAGCCGCGAGAAGCUGCAGUACUCCAUCCCCAUGAUCAUCCCGCGGGACCUGUCCACGUCCGACACGUGCGUGGAGCAGAGCCACUCGUCCCCGGGAGGCGGCCGCUACAGCGACACGCCCUCGCGCCGCUGCCUGUGCAGCGGGGCGCCGCGCUCGGCCAUCAGCUCGGUGUCCACGGGCCUGCACAGCCUGUCCACCUUCCGCGGGCUCAUGAAACGCCGCAGCUCCGUGUGAUGGGCGCGCGGGGCCCCGGGCGCCGGGGGGCGAGCGCAGGGCGCGAUGUGGCGAGGGGGCACCCAUCCCCUCCUGCUCGCCCUCCGUCCCCCAUCUCCGACUGUGCCUGCUCGCACCAGCCGGCAGGAGCCCGGGCUCUGAAGACCCCAGGAGCCCCCAUCCUUGCCCUGCGAAGUCCAAGAAAUGUGAAAUUUGCGGGGGGCAGCGAGGGGGAAAGGGUGGAAGGCGGGAGCUGGGAGCCUCCCAUCCCUUUGGAAACCGAAGGAGCUCCCCAGUGCCCUGACGCCCUGCUGGUACCCAGACCUCCGCCCUCCCGUCUGCCCCCCGCCGGGAGGGGACUUGGUGUUCUGUGUGUGUUUGCGUCUCUAUUUAUACCUCUGUCCUGCCAGGUCUCCCCCUCCCAGCGCCAGCGCGUCCUCGUCCGGGUCACCCCGACUCUGUCCCUCUCCCGGUCUGCAUUCCCUGCUGUCUCCCCUCUCCUGCUACCCUCCGUAGUGGUGUGCAUGGCUUUGCAGUUAUGGAAAAAGGGGGAAGCCCCCAGACCCCAGAAGUGACCCCAGAGGGCAGGCAGACAAGAGGGAGAGCCCACAAGCUGCAGCAGCCAGAGCUGGGGUGGGGGACAGUGGCCCACUAACCUGCAGGGUGGUCCUGCUGGCCAGCAGUGAGAGUUUACUAGCCCCCAAUGAUCUUUGUAGGGGUGGGGGAGAGGGGUCAUCCAGCCUUCCAGACACUGCCCUUGGGAAGCAAACUGACCUGAUCCUGACCCCUCCACCUUGUAGCUGCUGGCCAUGACCCACUCUUCACACUCUAGAAUGAAUUUCAAGUUCUGAUCAUAGUGCUCUGCCUACUCACUCCUGUGAGUGCACACACACAUAUGCACACAUGCACACACGUACACAUAUGCACACACAUGUAUGCAUGCACACAUGCACACUUUCACAUAUGCAUACACAUGCAUGCACACAUGCACAUAUGUGCAUGCACACAUGCAUGUACACACUUGCACAUGCAUGCAUACACACAUGCAUUACACACUUGCACACAUGUGCAUGUGUGCUUGCACACAUGCAAUCAUGCACGCACAUGCAUACAUACAUGCACGCACAUGCAUACACACUCACGAGCACACAUGUGAGCACAUGCAUGCAUACACACAUGCACUCGCAUGCACACACAUGUGAGCAUACAUGCAUGCACACAUACACACACACCAGUGAAGUCACAGGGCAGGGAGCUCCUGUCCCCGUGUGGCAGAUGACAAUGAGACCCUGGGAUUGGAAAGUGACCUACCCAAGGUGACACAGAGCAAAUGGCAAAGGGGAGCCGGAGGCCAGGCUGCCCCGUCCCAUUCCUCGCCCCCGCACGUGAGGGCCGGCUCCAGCAACCCUGGCACGUGUGAACCAUUAGAGUUGAAACCAGAAACCAGGCCAGGAAUGGGGCCCAGCUUCUGUGCCACCUGGCCAGGAGGCAGGACCCUCAGCGGGUCCCCUCGAAGACUCCAGCAGGUCCCUGGGCCUGGCAGAGCUGCAUCUCAUGGAAAAUGGGCCAGGAGACCCAGAGCUUGGGAGUGGGCCGGGCCGCCUCCCAGUGGCAGCAGGCAGGGCCUCCCAGAACCCCAAGGUGAGAGAGAAGUUAGGGCUGCCGCAGGGAAGGGCCCUCCCGGUGGGGGGCUCAGCCUGGCAAGCCCACUGCCCACCCCCCUGCACCCGAGAUGCCCAAAGGGGCCGCAACAGUUUUGCCGGCAGAGCAAGAAUUGGUAUUCGAGACUACUCCCAGGGCUUGGGGGGCAUUUCGCUCCUCAGCACAGCCUCUGAUGCUGGUCCCUAGGCAGCUCCUUAGCUCUGCGGAGCCAGGCUAGUCCUGGCACCCAAGGAAGCAGGAGUGGUGGGUCCGCAGAGUGACCAGCUGCAGCCGCCCAGCCGGCCCUCUGUGCUCUGGCCACUGGGCAGCCCCUGGAGAGAACAGGUUCGCCCUGGCUCCUGAGGGAGCCCCACCCCGUGCGCAGGGCCUGGGGGCCACACGCCAAGGGGGGCUCGGGACCGAGGUGCCCUUGAGGUUGAUAUUAGGGGGUGAAGGGCAGUGUCCGCUGCCUGUGUCCUGCAUGUGACCCUCCCCUCGAGGGGUCCUGUCGCGUCAGUCCCGAGGGAGCCACAACCAAAGCUGCGGGGAGAUGCUGGGGAGAGAGGCCCGAGACCCCAGGCUGGACAUGGCUGCACCCCGCUUCCGGCUCCGGCUGGGUCUGCCCUGGGGACCUGGAAGGCCCGUGUCGCCGCCCCCUGCCCCCGCCCACUGCAGGCAGCCUUUCUGCUUCCCCGAUGCCUUAUGCCUGGGCACACUGCCACAGAAUAUGCAAUAUGUGUGGGUGCCGUGCCCCCACGCCCACACCCCCACCCCGGGCAGCCCCUGGACCCCCAGGCAGUGGCUACUGCGGCCCCCGGUCAGCGCUCGCCUGUAUCUGUCUUCACUCUGAGAAUGGCGCCUAAUAAAUGCUGUCCAUGGA